Molecule: messenger RNA, 1684 nt
Organism: Funneliformis caledonium
Lineage: Eukaryota; Fungi; Glomeromycota; Glomeromycetes; Glomerales; Glomeraceae
Source: the annotation of a GenBank genome assembly
AUGGGGUAUCCUCUUCUUCCAUUAGAUUGUUUAUUAGAAAUUUUUGAAAAGAUAACAGAUGAUAAUAAAUCACUUUAUUCCUGUUUGUUGGUAAAUAGAAUAUGGUGUCAAGCGGCGAUGCCCAUAUUAUGGGAAAAACCACUACAUGACAGUAUUUCAUUCAAGUUUAAUCAAGUACAAUGGAAAUCAUUGAGUCGUACUAUAUUUCAUUGUAUACCAAAUGAGAAUUUAGAAUACCUACAAAAAACUAAUUCACUCCUGUUGAAGGAUCAAUUGAAUGAUUCAUCCAAUAAAUUGAUGUUUAAUUAUAUCGAAUUCAUUCAAUACCUUUCCGUUGAAUCAAUUCAUAAAUUAAUCACUCAUCUUUUAUUUGACCCUACUCCUUACACGAACGAUUUACCACCGAAAUUCUCAUAUACAUAUCAUGAAACGUUAUUGGAAAAGGAAUUAUGGAAAAUCUUCCUGAAGCAUAGCGUAACGUUAAAACGUAUGGAACAUCCUUCAUUCCCAAUUUUCAUUUAUCCCAAUGCCUUGACAAGGUUAGGUUUCUUAAUCCAUUUAGAAUGUUCACCCAUGGAGUUAGGCACCUUGAUGUUUGAAGAUUUAAGUUCAUCUUGUCAAAACUUGGAAAGGUUGAGUUUGAAUUAUUCGAAUGGCGUCAUCGAGAGCGUUGGUAGCGGUAUUAAUGAAAGCGUAUCAAAAUUCAUUUCAAUGCAAAAUGGGUUGAAGGAGGUCGAAUUUUAUUGUCCAAAUUUUAAUCAUCAAAAUCUUGAAGGGAAUGAUGUUGGUGGUAUCAAUAAUCAGAAUUUGAGAGAAUUUAAGAAAGAAUUUAACAAAUUUAUAGGAAAAAGUCUCUUGAAACAUAAAAAUACUUUAAAGAGUAUCAUAUUUAAAGAGAACGUUUAUAUCUUUUCAAAUAUUUUAAAUCAAUUAAAGAACGUUAAAAAAUUUGAAUUUAAAUCCAUAUUGGGCAAUUAUACUCCUAAUCAUAGGGUUGGGUUUCACAAUGAAACCUCCGUGAGAGGGUUGAAUUACUUGGAGAAUGUUAAAUGGUCAAAUCUCGAAUGUUUAAUUGUUUGUGGGAUUAACGUUGAAACCGAAUUUGAAACCUUCGUUAAAUUGAUCCAAGGUACCUCCGAUUCUUUCACGACCUUAACCCAAGAACUGGGGCAGGAUCGAACGCAAGUUGAAUCACAACAACAACAGACACGACAAGGCGUUAACGGAUUGUUAAGACAGGUCAAUAUCGAAACGGAUUCAACGAUGCCAAAUCCCGAAUGUAUUAAAUCGUAUUAUCAAUCUUUAAUAAGAUUUGGUCCAAGCCUUGAAGUGGUGACCAUAUGGUAUUUAGACGAGUAUAAAGAUGAUUUUGAAAUUUUGAUUAAAUCCUCUCCAAGAUUAAAAGAAAUCACCCUAUUAAUUCAUAAUGAUGACGUUCCGGGAAAUAAUAAUGGUGAUGCUAUAUUGACCUUUAUAUUUAACACCCUUUCAAGUUAUGCUGGUUCUAAUCUUUCAACGAUUAAAUUUGGUGAAGGUUGGAAUAUCAGUGUAAAGGUCUUGUAUGAAUUCUUGCAGCGAUGGAGGGAGAGAAAAUCCUUGUUCAUUUACUAUCAUAUGGAAAUUGAUAUCACCGAACAACAUUUACAAGUUUUUGAAAAUUUUAAAAAUAUUGGUGUACUCAAAG